AUGGAAGCUCCAAAUGCAGCCCUGCCUGCAGAUGGUGCUGACUAUCUUCUAGCAUUGCAGCAACAUGAGCAAUUCUAUCACCAAACCAUUGAACAACAACAGAGUCACAACACUGGAAAGCCCAAUGCAAGAGACAGCCCGUAUAUAGACGUAAUGGAGAUAUCAUACAAUGCAAAUGGUAGCCCUUCGGACGGCUUCACUAGUGGCUAUUCGACAACAUCUGUUGAAGAGGAAGGCCUUUUGGAGUUGCUGGCUGAACAAGAACAGCUCGAGUCCCAACAGGUUAAUUUGACGAGGAGGAUUAGUGAAAAGCUACGAAGGACUUCUGUAGUGUCCGACCACUCUCCAACAAACACCACUAGCCGCCGAGUAUCUAUCGAAAUCGAACAAUCACCUUAUAUGACGAAUACUGCAUAUGUAACUCCUGAUCCAUCUUCUGCUGGCAGUAGUAAUGUCCCUUUCAUGCCUACUCUUGACGACUUUUAUGUCCCACAGCUAUCUGUAGAGUCCGCAUCACCAGUACUACAACCAGGAUUCCAACACGCCGAGGCCAUGUUACCACCCUCUAUAUACGCUUACUCGUCAGGAGAGUCCGAUGAAGAUGGCUCAUCUAUAUACUCGGACUCGGAUCUAGGAGAUGGUGUCGAUUCAACAAACAACACCACUGCCUUUGUCUAUGAAGAUGGAGGCUUCUUGGGUUUGUCACGACGACCAAGCUAUAAUAACGGCAGCCAACCUCUUAAUAGCAAUAUACAGCUACAAGAGCGCCGUGGAGCUAGUCCUCGACCACGAUCAAAUAGUAACGAGUCUUUAUCGAGGUUGCAACUGAAUACACUGUCAUUAGGACAACCAUUAUCUACAUCACCAUCUAAUUCUAGUACUGAAAUAUUGCCAAUCCCAUCACCAUUGAUACGAGCUAUACCGUCACCAGAGACUUCACCAUUAAUAAUGCCACAACCAUACCUUUACAACCCGUACCCACCGACAGAGGAUUACUUGGGAUUAUCACUAGAUAACAGUACAAUGAACGGAAUGGGUUUCGUUGGGCAUGAGUCUUCAGGAUCUGUAGGUGGUUUGGGAGGUGUUCCAAAUAUGGAACAGCAGCAUCGACAAUACCAAUAUUCAAAUAAUCCGAUUGGCACGAAUAAUCUCCUAGGAGAUAGAUCAUUUGAAGAUAUAAUCGCACAGUAUCGCAUGGCUCUACAUUCCGAACCACUCGUACCAACCGAUCAACAACAACAAGGUGUAAUGGACCCACACGUCAUCAGUCAACAACAAUAUCAAGUCGCUCAGCAAGUAGUAUCAUCAAACCAAAUCCAACCACAGCAACAUCAACAUCAACGCAAACCUAGUAAAUCAGUAAAGAGAGAAGUAUCGGCAGAUUCAGAUCGCAAAAGAUCCAAGUCUUCUGAUGCAAUGCCGAAGAGGUCUUUUGACGAACCCAGGCCUGCUGAACAGCCAAAACCUAUACCAAUCGUUGCACCCACCAACACGAUUGGGCCUGAUGGCAAACCUGUUAUGAAGACCACGCUUUAUCAAUGUCCACAUCCAGGCUGUGGUAAAACAUUUACACGACCAUAUAAUUUAAAGUCGCAUUAUCGCUCUCAUACGGGUGAGAGGCCAUUUGCCUGCCCCCAUUGUGAACUACAGUUCAGUAGGAAGCAUGACCUCAAAAGACAUGCAAAGCUCCAUGCUGGUGUCAAGUCGUAUGUCUGCCCAGUUUGUGGGAAAGCCUUUGCUCGAUCUGAUGCUUUGAGACGCCAUACUCGAGCAUCUGAACCAGGCAAGGAAUCUGCAUGUACCAGUAGAGUCAGAUCGAUGGGUGGGAGUGUUGAAUCCUCGUUGAGUACUUCGCCAUCAGGAUACAAUGGUGGAAGUAGCUCAGCACCAACUCGUAGAGCCAAAUCUAUGGACGGUCUGCAUACCAUGGAAGACUACAACUAUCAGUAUGGAGAUUACGGAAAUUCGCUAGGAAGUGAUGGUAGUUUCUUGCUUCCUUCGUCCCACGGGCACAUACAACAAACACCAGAACCCGAAGAUAGAAAGAGAACCACGGCGGAAUUGGAUGCGGAGGAAGAUGAGGAGGAUGGUGAUUCAGAUUACGAAGAUGGUUGA
Synchytrium microbalum is the source of this 2115-nucleotide messenger RNA. RefSeq lists its product as uncharacterized. Bases 1 to 2115 code for a protein of 704 amino acids. Gene Ontology annotation, molecular function: DNA-binding transcription factor activity, RNA polymerase II-specific; RNA polymerase II cis-regulatory region sequence-specific DNA binding. NCBI's taxonomy places the organism in Eukaryota, Fungi, Chytridiomycota, Chytridiomycetes, Synchytriales, Synchytriaceae. The record is from RefSeq and is a predicted model, not a curated record. Gene Ontology annotation, biological process: regulation of DNA-templated transcription. The transcript has 3 exons.